AUGCAACGGCCAAGUUCAACAGAUCCGCAAACAGACUAUGGCUCUUCAGCCGAAGCAGCCCAGUCGAGCGAGACAGCAGUCGGCCAGGACGUCCUGAGCAACGACGUAACAGAUGUCGUUCCAAACAUGCACCACGACCAAACCAACCCGGCAGUACGACCACUCGACAGCUCUGAGCCCUACUCAACCGUCCCCUACCACCAAGAAGAUCAAGGCAGCCAGCAUGUCGUGCCCUACCUGGGCGGGACUACCACGGCAAGCUAUCUGCCAUACGAGUAUACCACACACGAGCUAGUCGCACCGCCCACCUACAUCUCCGCGGACUCGUUGUCACAGUUAUUUGGAGACGUCGAGAUGCUCGAGCUGCCGAAUGUAUCCGGCAAUCUUCACGCCCCCCCAACGUAUUCCAGCCUGAGCGCGCAAGGCCGCAUGAGCAGAGUGCGGCGGGGAUAUAUGGCGUUUAUCGACUUUCGCAGAAAGCCUCACAUAGCUGUAGGGGCAUCUGUUGUGCUCCGUCCAGCCGCGACAGUGAUCAUCGUGUCCGACCUAGGGGCCAUCUUCGCGUAUAUCAACCUGACCAUCGAUCGUGAUGGGCUGCACCGACUUGAUUUAGGGCAUCAGAUGCUGCAGCUGAUGAGCUUGCACAGCAGACACAAAGAAACACAUUUCCCCGUCCCUGGGACGCGCACCAUCUGCGGGUUGUGGCUGUUGCCGGACAGCCCUGAAUCGGACGCUGAAGUGCUGCAACAUGCGCUCCUCGGGAUUCUCCUUUCUCCAGAAGUGCAUGUAUAUCGGCCGCAUGCGGGUGCUCCCAAUCUACCGGGACUGGCCUUCACCUUGUUGGAGAACGGACAGGGAGUUGUUUAUUUGGACAACGAAAGGAUAGAGCGAGUCGGGAGUUAA
Grosmannia clavigera kw1407 is the source of this 903-nucleotide messenger RNA. RefSeq lists its product as uncharacterized. Bases 1 to 903 code for a protein of 300 amino acids. The record is from RefSeq and is a predicted model, not a curated record. Lineage: Eukaryota; Fungi; Ascomycota; Sordariomycetes; Ophiostomatales; Ophiostomataceae. The transcript has a single exon.